AUCGAAGCAUAUGCCAUUACGUGAGUGACUCACCAUCUAAAUACCUCGCACCUUCUCUCUCUCUAUCUAAUCUAAAUCAAACAGAAAUACAUAAAUUUAGCCAUGGCGAAAUCUUCAUCUCUGGAACAUGAUUUUUUCGCCAUGGAUAAAGGAUCUACUGCUCUCCCACCGCCCACCGCCGCCCCCGUUUUUCAGCGCAGAAGAAGUUUUCGAGAUAUACAAGGUGUUAUAACGAAGAUGAAUCCGGAGGUGGUGAAGAGCGUGAUUGGGAAUGGCGCUUUUGCGAGUCCUUCUCCCAAACUUAGCCUGCGGUGUGGGGGUGAUGACAAUAGAGCUCCAAUGACCAUUUUCUACAAUGGAAUGGUUUCUGUAUUUGACGUCUCUCCACGCAAGGCACAAGAUAUUCUCAAAGUGGCUGAUCAAAUGCUUCCUUCUAAAUCGCCCCAAAACUUGGACUCCAAUUCUAAUGGUGAAACAAAUUUGCUGGAAUCUUUCAACGGAGAUUUGCCCAUAUCAAGGAAAAAUUCUCUGCAAAGGUUUCUGCAGAAGCGAAAGGAAAGGGUUGAACAUUGAUGAAGAAGUAAUAACAUUAUCGUGCAAAACUUAAGGUCGACAAUUCUGUUUAAUGCUAUGUGUGAGACAGAGGAGGAGUUCCUAUAUAUUUCUAGUAGUUGUUAAAACCGAAGCACUAAACAUGUGAUAAAAUUGGAAUUUUAAAUUGGAAGUCAAUUAAAUAGUAAAGCAAGUGACCACGUGGGUCAAAUGUAAUUAACGCGGUUUUGAAUUUGAAUGCAGGCUAAUUACGGGGUACCCAUACUAAGAUGGUUGCUGUGGAAGGAAAAAAACAAAAAAAAUACAUAAUUAUUUAUUCUAAUUACUACUUUGAAUCUUUGGUGGUUGGAUCCGCAAGAAGCACGUUUUUAGGUAUUAGUUUCGUCGCACUUUCAUGGGUUGGCUUUUUUCUGCGCCAAUUUGUUGGCUGCAGUUUCUUGGUUUAGUCAUGUUCAUAGUGUGGAAUGCUACGACCACUUUUUUUAUUUUAUUACUAGUAGAUUACUACUAUUAAAUUACAAUAUUGUUUGUGCAGUGUAAUUUCUUGCAAUUGACUUUAGUGUGUGCUAUAAAUAUGAUGAACUGAUAUUUGCCAUCUA
Molecule: messenger RNA, 1151 nt
Organism: Salvia hispanica
Lineage: Eukaryota; Viridiplantae; Streptophyta; Magnoliopsida; Lamiales; Lamiaceae
Source: RefSeq, a predicted model, not a curated record